AAACCAGCUCAAGCUGCCGCCGUUAGUAAAAAAACGCAAGAGAAGAAGAAGGAAAAGAUAAUUGACGACAAGACAUUUGGUUUGAAGAACAAAAAGGGAGGAAAACAACAGAAAUGUAUCAAGAAUGUCUCUCAGCAAGUCAAGCAAGUUCCUGGUAGUAAGGUUGGUGCGGAAGGGGACAAGAACAAAAGGGUGACAAGAAAAAAGAGUUGGAUGAGCUGAACUAACUUUUCAAGCCAGUGGUGGCUGCUCAGAAAGUCGCUAAAGGGGUGGACCCAAAAUCAGUUCUCUGUGCCUUCUUCAAGCAAGGCCAAUGCACCAAGGGAGACAAGUGCAGGUUCUCCCACGAUUUGACACUCGAGAGGAAGUGUGAGAAACGGAGCCUCUAUUUUGACAAGAGAGAAGACGAGCUUGAGAAAGAUACCAUGGAUAAUUGGGAUGAGAAGUAG
Messenger RNA from Coregonus sp. 'balchen', 449 nucleotides. The record is from the annotation of a GenBank genome assembly. NCBI's taxonomy places the organism in Eukaryota, Metazoa, Chordata, Actinopteri, Salmoniformes, Salmonidae.